CUGAUGGUGUGAAUUAUAUUCAUCAUCAGUUGCCAGAGAUAUAAAUAAUGAAAUUAUUAUGCAUGUGACUCCCUGCAGUGAAUGUUAAAUCUGUGUAAAUGUGAGUAUCUGUUGACUGACUGACAAGUGCCUCUACCUUUUCUAUUCAUGGAUUGCACAAUGAAGUGACUCAGAUUGUCCAGCAAAGUGCUCCAUGCCAGAGGGAAUUUGCUUGGUACAUGCAAGCUAAUUGAUUAAAUCACCUCCUUGACAAGCCAAGGAGUGCUGGUUAGCUGAAGUACCAGUUAACUGGAUAAGUAAGGACAAGAAAUAGAAAAUAUUAACUACAAGGACUUAAUACUAUAUAUUUGCACCAUAAAUACACACUAUAGUAUCUGUGUGUAUAUACAUAUGCUAUAACAUAAAUCUUAUAUGGUUUGUGGUUUUCUGUAUCCUGAGCAAUUUCAGACAGAUGGGCCUUGUUUUCCAUCUGUUCUUCACAAUGAUUGCACAUUAAUUUAUUUCUUUCAAAAUACAGACCUGGCUAUGAGUGUCUGUCCUUUGGAAUUACUGGAAUUCGAGUGCCUGUCCUUUGGAAUUAGUGGAAUUCUUACUGGGGUUUCCUCUCAGGUCCACCUGAAAAGCCAGUGCUGAAACAGUCUGCCACAAAGGCAGCAUGCCAUCCCAAACUCAGCACCCCAAUGCCUGAGCACCUCCAUCCAACAGUUCACAUUGCCCCCUGCUUAUCCCUAAAUGAAAUUUGAUAGAUUUAACCUGGGACUAUCUCAAAAUAGUUUGGGAUGUGAUUAUCAGAGGCCACUCCCUGUGUGAUACUGCUGAAGACGGUAGCAAUUGGCUGUCUUAAAGCUCUCAACUCUUUCCUUUAAAAGACGGGGUUGUGGUGGCAGAUGAUUCUCCUUGCAUUGACCUCAGUCCUGUGUUCUGGUACAGUAAGAGUCUUCUCUUCAGUCUUCAGAGGAGAGUUUGCUCAGUGGGCAAUUCAAUGCCAACCCUGGACUCAAAGUGAGGAUCACCCAGAAGGGCUUGGAGUAUGCCAAGGAGGUUGGGCUGGAAAUCCUGAAGCAGAAUAUGGAAAAGGAGCGUUUCCCUGAUUUGACUGGCCAUGAGAAAUAUGGGCUUGGUAAUGUCAAAUACAACAUCUCUGGAAUACAUGUCACUGCUGUUGAAUUACCCAGUGCUUCCAUCUCCCUCCUACCUGGGUCUGGGAUAAAACUGGUGAUAGGAAAUGCUUCUCUAACCAUCGACAUGAACUGGAACAUAAGGACCUGGAUGUUCAAAGAUAGUGGAAGAAGCACAGUGCACAUUUCAAAGGUGUUUGUCACUGCAAUCUUUUCAACUCCUCGGGAUAAUACAAGUCCUACGUCAAUAUCCCUUACCAGCUGCCGGACAACUUCUGGGGACAUAGAUAUCAAGCUGAAUGGAAAAAGCGGCUUCCUGCAUAACUUCUUUAUCAAGUAUCUGAAGAAACCUAUUCACAGGAGCUUGGUCACUAAUUCAUGUCCCAAUAUCAGAGCUGGGAUCCAUUUGAUAGAUGAAGACCUCCGAUCGCUGAAUGUUGUAAUGCCAGUUGAUGAUUUGGCUGAAAUAGACUACUCCUUAAGUAGCUUGCCAGCAGUAUUCCAACCAUUCAUUGACCUGGACUUAAAGGGCACAGUCUUCCCAGCUGGAAACUAUACUGGCUCUCCCUACGUGGUAGCUCCCUUCACUAUCACAGACCAAAGAGACUCCAUGCUCUUCCUGGCCUUCUCUGAGUAUUUUUUUCAGACCUCCUCAUUUGCUUACUACACCGCAGGGGCCUUCAACAUGACCAUUGCAGAGGAGACCUGCAGCUAUUUUAAUAUAAGCACAGAGAUAUUUGGCAGUAUCAUCCCUGAGGUCGCCAAAUACUCAGUUACACCCUAUCCAGUAAUGUUGAAGCUAAUGGCUACUGAAAUACCUGUCAUCAGCUUAGAGCAGGAUUCCUUCACAGUAGAGAUUCAGGGCUCCAUGGAGGUGUUGGCUGUUCUGCCAGACUCAACCACCCAGUCGCUGUUCACAAUGAAUGUAGCAGCCAACAGCAGCAUUUCUCUGAAUGUAUUUGAUCAGAAAUUGAUGGGCUCCCUAUGUUUGAACAGGCUCCAGUUCUCCCUAGCCCACUCCAAUGUUGGCUUUUUUGAGAUCUCGCUUCUGGAGAACAUCCUGUCUUACAUUUUACAGACUGAAGUAAUUCCAUCAGCUAACGCCAAACUCUCAAAAGGAUUCCCUCUUCCCAAUCUGGCCAAUGUUACCUUGACAAGACCUCACAUUACAAUUGCACAGGGAUACAUAUUGAUUUCAACUGAUGUCCACUACAAACACUAAAGGACAAGAGAGACCAUUUGUUAAGCAUGAACUUCAAAUCAAGUGACUCUGAAGACUAAACAAUGUCCACUUCUGCUGAAAUGUGUAACUUGAGCUCUGACAAGGGCAAUGUCAUCCUGGCUGGGGAUACCAGGAAGCAAAAAAAACUGAUGGAAUGGUAUAAUGGUGGUAACAAACAUAGCCAAGGGAGAACAUGGGACACAUGCUUGACGUUAUUUAUUCUGGUGUUUAAUUGAUGCAGAAAUGUUUUUAAGAUUCAUGACUCUCUUGUAAUACAGUUUUGUCUACACACUUGCAGAAAAGUGCUGCAGUCUCUUAA
Molecule: messenger RNA, 2659 nt
Organism: Manacus vitellinus (golden-collared manakin)
Lineage: Eukaryota; Metazoa; Chordata; Aves; Passeriformes; Pipridae
Gene: BPIFC
Product: BPI fold containing family C
Exons: 16
Coding region: 1069-2340 (423 amino acids)
Molecular function (GO): lipid binding
Source: RefSeq, a predicted model, not a curated record